AUGUCCCAAAAGAUUGGAAGAACCGGUAUAGCAUUUGCCAGACUCUGGCACAGCGUCGACGUCGCCAAAGAUGAACGUACUUUGGGUAGAUUAGCCUCGUCAAUAGCCACCACCUUAAUGGGGAAACAUAAACCAGUGUACCAUCCUACCAUCGACUGCGGCGACUACGUGGUGGUCACCAACUGCAACAGAUUGAAAGUCUCUGGGAACAAGAUGCAAGAAAAGGAAUACUGGUCACAUAGUACAAAACCCGGUAAUUUGAAAUUGGUCACCAUGGAAAAAAUGGCUGCCGAUAAAGGGUUUGGCGAAUUGUUGAGAAAAGCCGUGAGUGGGAUGUUGCCAAAGAAUAAAUUAAGAAAAGUCAGAUUGGAAAGAUUGAAACUAUUCGACGAUAGCGAGCAUCCAUACAAACAGAAUUUCAUCGCCCACUGGGAUCAACAAGCUCAAGUUCAAAAAAUCCUCCAGCAACAAAAGAAAGAUAAUGCUAAAUAA
Messenger RNA from Saccharomycopsis crataegensis, 492 nucleotides. It is a transcript of the gene MRPL23, whose product is annotated as mitochondrial 54S ribosomal protein uL13m MRPL23. Gene Ontology annotation, molecular function: structural constituent of ribosome; mRNA binding. Bases 1 to 492 code for a protein of 163 amino acids. Gene Ontology annotation, biological process: negative regulation of translation; translation. Gene Ontology annotation, cellular component: ribosome; mitochondrial large ribosomal subunit. The record is from RefSeq and is a predicted model, not a curated record. NCBI's taxonomy places the organism in Eukaryota, Fungi, Ascomycota, Saccharomycetes, Ascoideales, Saccharomycopsidaceae. The transcript is spliced from 2 exons.